This is a messenger RNA of Amyelois transitella, 2168 nucleotides long. RefSeq names its product apoptosis-inducing factor 1, mitochondrial (gene aif). NCBI's taxonomy places the organism in Eukaryota, Metazoa, Arthropoda, Insecta, Lepidoptera, Pyralidae. The transcript has 16 exons. The record is from RefSeq and is a predicted model, not a curated record. Gene Ontology annotation, molecular function: NAD(P)H oxidase H2O2-forming activity; FAD binding. Gene Ontology annotation, cellular component: cytoplasm; mitochondrion. Bases 13 to 2064 code for a protein of 683 amino acids. Gene Ontology annotation, biological process: mitochondrial respiratory chain complex assembly; apoptotic process.
UGCUGUAAUGCCAUGAAACACAAUUCCGGAGUGCUUGCCAUUAACAAUGGAAAUUUGGGACAUAUUGUUUCCACUAUCAGUAGAAGAAAUUAUUCCAAAGACAGCAAGGAUUGCUGCAAGGUUAUAGACCAAAAAGCAGGGAAGAAGAUGACGGAAUGGCCCAAAUCUGAACAGGCUGACCCACCGCCCACGGCCUGGCGCCCAGAAUGUCCAGGGUACCCACAGCCAACGAACUACGACCCCUAUAAAAUAAAGGUCCCAGAUAUCGUGGUACCACCUCUUCCGCCGAGCAACGCGAAGCCGAUGCUAGAUUGUGCCAAAACUAAAGGGCCUUGCUCUGUGCUACCUCCCCCGCCGCCCCCGCCGUGCCCUGUGCCGCCGCCGAAGCCUUUCCCCUGGAUCUACGUAUGGGCCGUCGGCUCAUUCUUUACUAUCAUGGGAUUAAUUUACAGAUUUUACCUGUGGAAAGAGGAGCGUGACAGAGUCAGCGAUUCUAAACCCAUUUGGCGACCACGGCGCAUCAUCAAGCGGCCUUUCCACGAGAAGGACUUGCCCGCGUGCGUACAGUACCUCAUCAUAGGCACGGGAGCGGCCGGGUGGGCCGCCUACAGGGCGAUACAGGAACACGAUAAGAAGGCCAAGGUAUUCUUCGUUACAAAAGAAGACAUCUUGCCCUACGCUAGGCCGGCUAUGUCGAAACACAUGUGGUGGAACGCGGAGCCGCCUGACUUGAGUCACCUCCACUAUGUUCAGGAUGGCAAAAGAUACACAUUGUACAUGUCCCUAUGCAAGAACUUCAUGGAUCCGGUCAAGUUCUACCGCAAGAAGACUGGGCCGGCGGUGUCGAUCGCGUCCGGCUGGACCGUGUCGCGGGUCGACGCGGACGACCACGUGGCGUACGUCCGGACCAUGUGUGGCGAACAGCCGAUUUACUACGAGAGGGCUUUGAUUGCUACCGGGUCAAAGGCUAAGAAUUUAGAUUUGUUCUGUUCGGCGCCAAAACCGGUCCGGGACAAGGUCAGCGUGCUCCGCACUAUCAGGGAUUUGGAGCUGUCUUACCGCCGAGUGAAGGAAGCGAAGCACGUGACAAUAGUCGGGGGGGGCGUGUUGGGCUGCGAGCUGGCGUGGCAUCUGGGCAGGAUGAAUGAAGUGGUGGAGCGCCCCCCAGAAACCCCGCCCAUAGAGUUCGUUCACAUGUACAAAGGCAAGGGUGUGUUGUCCAACAUCGUGCCGGAGUACCUUGGACAGUGGGCCGCUGAGAAGAUCAGGUGUGAAGGCGUCACCAUGAUGCCGCAGACUCAAAUUCACGACGCAUUCAUAACGCCUGACAACCGCUUGGAACUGACGCUGUCAAACGGAUCUUCACUAGUGACAGAUUACGUGCUGGUAGCAAUCGGGUCUACACCUCGAGUGGAGAUGGCCGGACGUUCUUUCCUGGAGACCGACUCCAUCAAUGGAGGAUUCAAGGUCAACACAGAACUUGAGGCCAGGACUCACCUUUACGUGGCUGGUGACGUAGCAAGCAUCUACUCCCAAUGGAAGGACACGAGGAUCAGAAUGGAGCAUUACGACAACGCUGAGGAGCAGGGCUACAUCGCCGGCGCCAACAUGACCGGCUACUGGACCCCGGCCAACAUGGAGCCCCAUUACUGGCUGAAGCUGGGGGAGGCUCUGAGGGUCGAGGUGGUGGGCGAGGUGGGAGCAUGCAUGCCGAUCGUAGCUCUGUUCAAGCCUUGCGAGGAAGCAGAGGAACUACCCCAGGCUCAUGAAGGAGCUGGCGACAGGAUUUGCUUUAAACAGAGCGAGACAUACGAACACAAGUACAAACGCGGUCUUCUGUUCUACCUCCGAGAUGAGACCGUGGUCGGGUUCACCUUCUGGAACAUGCCACCAAUUGAUGACAGGAAGAUGGUCGCCACUGAGUUGCUCCGCGCGAAGCCGUCGUACAAGGAGAUCAACUUGCUGGCCGAACUGCUCGGCUUCCACGACACUAAGUGCGAGUACCCGAAAGCGGCUGACCUGGUUGAAAUCGGACCAUGCAUCAAGAAUUGGCGAGUAUUCUGAAAAAAAGUAAAGACGCCGUGACCUGAAAUAUAAAUCGUGUAUUUUCUAACGUAUUUAUUUGACGUCCUACAAUACUGAAUCAUUUGACAUGUUGAAGGUUGGAG